ACAUAUCGCCAACCUUGAAAAGUUGAGAUGACGCUAGCCGCACUACGCCUAACGCCAGUAGAGAUGCACUCGGAUAAUAAUUUUUAAUCUUAAAAUUGGUACAAUUGUUGCGCACUGUGCACGCAGUUCCACCAAAAUCAGACAGAUAUGCGCAUAUCAAUUACCAAUGCAGGCUUCAUUAUAAUACGUGUUUACUGUUUAUACACCUUGCCCAAUUUUAGCUACGGCUUCGUCUGCUUAAUGUUUACUGUCGAUACUUUUUCUUGCUGACACUGACAGCAUUAGUCGUAGCAAUAAAUAAGCACAAAAAUUAUCAACAUGGCUGGUAAAAAAUAUGGUUUAAUUUUGCCUAAAGCAAAAGCUGCUUUAUCAGCUCCCAAAGUAGGAAAUGUUUUUGGAAAUGAUGAUGAUUCAGACGCAGAAGAUGGAUCUCAAUCGGUUAAAAAAGCACUGAGAGGUGAAAAUGAAAAAAAUAAGAUGAAGACAAAACAUCAUAUACAGUUACAAAAGGCUUUACAAGUUGAUCCAACAAUUUUUCAAUAUGAUGAAGUUUAUGAUGAAAUAGAAAAAGCAAAAGAAGAAGAAAAAGCACAUUAUAAAGUUGACAACAAACCUAAGUAUAUACAAAACUUACUUAAAAGUGCAGAACUGAGGAAAAAAGAACAGGAGCUGAGAAAAGAUAGGAUAAUUCAAAAAGAAAUUGAAGCAGAAGAUAAUAUGUUCCCAGACAAAGAAAGAUUUGUAACAUCUAGUUACAAAGCUAAAUUGGAAGAAAGCAAAAAAUUUCAAGAAGAUUUGGACUAUAAAGACAAGUUAGAAGCUAUAGCUGAUGUAAGUAAACAAAAAGAUAUGACAGGAUUUUAUAGACAUUUAUAUAGACAAACUGUAGUUAGAAAUGAAGCAGAUUUGGGAAUUCUUCCAAAAAUUAAGGAAGAUAGCAAAAAACAGCUAAACAAAACAAAACUUCAAUUUGAAAUUGACAAAGAUGAUCCAAUACCUUCUGACUCAAAUUCUGAGGAUGAUAGUGAUUUUAAUGAUAAAAAUAGCAAAGUAAAUGUUAAAAAAUCAACUACUUCACAGUUGAAACAAAAAAGACAAUAUAGAAAAAGAGGAGCAUCAAAAUCAGAAUCAGAAGAUGACCAUGAAACUGAUAGUACAAAAGCAGUAAAUGAAUCAAAUGAAACUGAUAGUUCAGAAAUUCACUAUAAAAAACCAAAACUAAACGAUGAUAGCAUAUCAAAUGCGAAUGAAGAUAAACAAACUGAAAGGGACACUACACAAAGUGAUGAAAAACCAAAAGAUAGCUCCAAAAAUAAAGAGAAUGAAAAAUCAGAAACUAUUUCAAACAAAUUGGAAGACAAUCCAGAAGCAAUUGUUGAGAAGCCUAAAAUAAUAGAAAAAAAGAUAAAGAUUGAUAUAUGGAAAAAAAGAUGUGUAGGACCCGCUUUUGAAGCUGCCUGUCAACGAUACUUUGCUAGAAAAGCUGAAAGAUUAGCCAACAAGUCUCCUGCAAUGACUAGUUCAUAAUAUAAAUGAUUGGAUAAUAAUCAAAUUUUACAAUCAAGAUUAUGUAAAUAACUUCAAUAAGACUAUAUUUUUACUAAACAA
Molecule: messenger RNA, 1608 nt
Organism: Trichogramma pretiosum
Lineage: Eukaryota; Metazoa; Arthropoda; Insecta; Hymenoptera; Trichogrammatidae
Product: nuclear speckle splicing regulatory protein 1
Exons: 2
Coding region: 319-1527 (402 amino acids)
Biological process (GO): regulation of alternative mRNA splicing, via spliceosome
Source: RefSeq, a predicted model, not a curated record